CCCACCUCUAGGAUGUAAGUAAUGGUGAGAAGAUGAAGAUGAAAACAGUGCGGUCUGAGUGACGGGAAAUACAGCAGUCUGGUUUAGCUGCAGUGUUAUGUACAAGUCGUCUUCAGACUUCUUACCUUUGGUUUUUCAGCACAAACUGCUCACAGGUUUUGGAAGGCUGUGAAAGGACUUACCAUUUGUGUGUUAGUGUUUUCUGUGUAUCGUCAUAUUACCUUGCUUUUCCCUGGACAGCUGUGUUCAGAGCUUCAUGUGGAAAUCUUUCUAUUGAAGAGAGAUAAAAAGGAUCCUUAAUCUGAUUCUCUUUGGAUCUUUCUAUUUUUAUGUUUCAGCAAGGGCUGACACAAAGACAGCAGCAAAGAAACUUUUUGCUGUGAAGGGAGACCAGCAGGGGUCUUGUUAACACACAAGGGGAAGUAGUCUGAAGUGCCUGCAGGUUGUGACACUGCCUUGGGGAGACAAAGCUUAGGCUUUUCUUGGUUAAAUGUAACAGGGUGGCUGAAGACUGCAUAGAAAACAACUGCAGGGGAAAAAAAAAAAAAAGCUCUGUUCCUCUAGCCAGCCAAAAUCACCCAACGGUCUGAUGAAGUCACUGCAUUAUUUUUUUUCCUGUGUACAUUCAGUAUGCAUUCUUCACUCGACUCGUCCGUAGAAGCAAGUUAUUUAAAGCUUUAUACUCGACAAAUAUUCAACCAUACACAUUUAUGUUGUGAAUAUAAACGGGUAUAAGUUUAUCUAUUCAUGGGGCUGAAAAGCGUGCGCAAAUCUGUCAGAGGAGAACUGCAGCAAGCUACCCAGUGUCACAGCGUCCGCCCGUGGUCGGGCAUCCUUCACUCCCACAAGUCAGAAGGUCAAUAAAAAUGGAAGCCUCAUCUUCUGGAUCUAUUUCAGCAGUCACUGGUGAAAAAGCAAAAACACAUCAGCCAGAAGGAAGAGAGGAUUUGCAGGUUAACCGGCUGGAAACACAAAUACGGAUAAAACCAGACAUAGAGAAGACAGAUGUGGACUUUUCAGAGAUUCUUAAUGCAAUACAAGAAAUAGCUAAGGAUGUCAACAUUUUUUUUGAUGAGUUAGAAGGCGUAAACAGCCCUUCCAAAGAUGAUGACUCCCUGCUUCACCAUGGUAAUUUGACCAGUACUUCUGAUGAUGCCAGCAGGUUGGAAGUUGUGGGAGAGGAAGUACCUGAUAAGAACAAAGCUAAUGGACUAUAUUUUAGAGAUGGGAAAUGUCGGAUUGACUACAUCCUGGUAUACAGAAAAUCUAAUCCACAGACAGAAAAGAGGGAAGUAUUUGAGAGAAAUAUUAGAGCAGAAGGUCUUCAAAUGGAAAAAGAGUCAUCUCUAACAAACAGUGAUAUCAUCUUUGUGAAGUUGCAUGCCCCUUGGGAGGUCCUGGGCAAAUAUGCUGAACUAAUGAAUGUAAGAAUGCCUUUCAGGCCCUUUAACCCCUUCAAUGCUGGAGCCCCCUGCAUACUUGUGCGCUGCUGUUUUUUAAAUGGACAUUUCAUUGAAAUCAAUGGGAGGUCAAGAAGAUCCAGGAGAAAAAUCUAUUACCUGCACCGCCGAUACAAGUUCAUGAAUAGGAUCGAGAAACAAAUAAGCAGGUUUCGAGGAUGGUUACCUAGAAAGCCAAUGAAACUGGACAAGGAGACACUGCCAGAUCUGGAGGAGAAUGACUGCUAUACUGCUCCAUUCAGCCAACAAAGGAUCCAUCACUUCAUCAUACACAACAAAGAUACUUUCUUCAAUAAUGCUACAAGAAGUAGAAUUGUACACCAUAUCUUACAGAGAGUGAAAUACGAAGAAGGGAAAAAUAAAAUUGGUCUGAAUCGAUUGCUCAGUAAUGGCUCCUAUGAAGCUGCAUUUCCUCUUCAUGAGGGAAGCUACAGAAGUAAGAAUUCAAUAAGAACACAUGGGGCAGAAAACCACAGACACCUGCUCUAUGAGUGCUGGGCUUCCUGGGGAGUGUGGUAUAAAUACCAACCACUGGACCUUGUGAGACGGUACUUUGGUGAGAAAAUUGGGCUGUACUUUGCCUGGUUAGGCUGGUACACAGGGAUGCUCUUCCCAGCUGCCUUCAUUGGAUUGUUUGUCUUUUUGUAUGGAGUCACCACUUUGAACCACUGCCAAGUCAGUAAAGAAGUCUGCCAAGCUACAGAUAUCAUUAUGUGUCCUAUAUGUGAUAAGUACUGUCCCUUCAUGAGGUUGUCAGACAGCUGUGUUUAUGCCAAGGUAACCCACCUUUUUGACAAUGGAGCGACUGUCUUUUUUGCUGUUUUCAUGGCGGUGUGGGCAACUGUUUUUCUGGAGUUUUGGAAAAGGCGGCGAGCAGUAAUCGCUUAUGACUGGGACUUGAUAGACUGGGAAGAAGAGGAGGAGGAAAUACGUCCACAGUUUGAAGCCAAGUACUCCAAGAAAGAACGAAUGAACCCCAUAUCCGGAAAGCCAGAGCCUUAUCAAGCAUUUGCAGACAAAUGCAGCAGGCUCAUUGUUUCUGCAUCUGGAAUAUUUUUUAUGAUCUGUGUGGUGAUUGCUGCUGUUUUUGGCAUUGUUAUUUACCGUGUUGUGACUGUCAGCACUUUUGCUGCCUUUAAGUGGGCUUUAAUCAGGAAUAACUCUCAGGUUGCAACUACAGGGACUGCAGUGUGCAUCAACUUUUGCAUCAUCAUGCUACUGAAUGUGCUGUAUGAAAAAGUUGCUCUUUUCCUGACAAAUUUAGAGCAGCCUCGUACCGAAUCCGAGUGGGAGAACAGCUUCACUCUGAAAAUGUUUCUUUUUCAGUUUGUCAAUCUGAACAGCUCUACCUUUUAUAUAGCAUUCUUCCUUGGAAGAUUUACAGGACACCCUGGUGCCUACUUAAGGCUGAUAAACCGGUGGAGACUGGAAGAGUGCCACCCUAGUGGAUGCCUUAUUGAUCUCUGUAUGCAAAUGGGUAUUAUAAUGGUGCUAAAGCAGACCUGGAAUAAUUUCAUGGAACUGGGCUACCCGCUAAUUCAAAACUGGUGGACCAGGAGAAAACUACGACAAGAGUAUGGCACACAGAGAAAAACAAGCUUCCCACAGUGGGAAAAGGACUACAAUCUGCAACCUAUGAAUGCUUAUGGACUCUUUGACGAAUACCUAGAAAUGAUUCUUCAGUUUGGGUUCACAACCAUUUUUGUGGCAGCUUUUCCACUGGCACCGCUUCUGGCCUUACUUAACAAUAUUAUUGAAAUUCGGCUUGAUGCGUACAAAUUUGUUACCCAGUGGAGAAGACCUUUAGCUUCAAGAGCCAAAGAUAUAGGAAUCUGGUACGGGAUCCUGGAAGGCAUUGGAAUUCUUUCUGUUAUCACAAAUGCAUUUGUUAUAGCUGUGACAUCAGAUUUCAUCCCUCGCCUUGUUUAUGCUUACAAAUACGGACCUUGUGCUGGCCAAGGAGAAGCUGGACAAAAGUGUAUGGUUGGCUACGUUAAUGCCAGUUUAUCAGUAUUUCUGGUGUCUGACUUUGAAAACCGUUCAGAGCCAACAUCAAAUGGAAGUGAAUUCUCUGGUUCACCAUUAAAGUAUUGCAGGUACAGGGACUACCGAGACCCUCCUCACUCCCCAGUGCCCUACGGUUACACGCUGCAGUUCUGGCACGUCUUAGCAGCACGGCUGGCUUUCAUUAUUGUAUUUGAGCACCUUGUUUUCUGCAUAAAGCACCUGAUUUCCUACUUAAUCCCAGAUCUCCCAAAAGAUCUGAGAGAUCGGAUGAGGAGAGAAAAGUACCUGAUUCAGGAAAUGAUGUAUGAAGCUGAACUAGAACGUUUGCAGAAAGAGCGGAAGGAAAGGAAGAAGAACGGAAAAUCUUAUCACAAUGAGUGGCCAUGACGGGGUGAGGAAGAAACUGCUUAAAAGAAGAUAGGAAUUCUGUUUAUAAAAAUUUCCUGGUUUUCUACACUGGAGAGAGCACUAAAAGGAAUAGUCAGUCAAUGUUGUGUGCACUUAGCACAUGUGCACCCAUCUUUAAUGGGGUGCACAUUGGCAUAAGCCUUUUGAAAUUAGAGGUCUUGCAAGGCUUAGUCUUCUCCAGAGCUAAUGUCAGCAUGAGCAGAUCAGACCCAUGCUUAAGUCUCUGCACUCUUUCCAGGAAGUUCCCAGGCUCUGACUUAUACUCAAGGCCCUAAACUUCAAAGCAGUAUAUAUCUUACAGUGCUUUACAGAACUCAGUGAUCUUAUGGCUUCUUCUCAUGACCAAGUUGCUGCUUCAUAACCAGUGACUGUGCAUUAGCAACAUGGCAGUACUUGUCCAUGUGUGUGGCCACCACCUGCAGCACAUGCAUGGCAACGUUGCCCUCUUCCACAGUGGACUAAGCUGUGUUAGCUUGCAUUUACCUUGAGUUAAGGUCACAUAUGUGGACCAUUUCCAUUACUCCAACAAUACUGAAGUAUUUUUUAAGAUGAGAUGCUUGAUCAUGAGUCUAAUCAACUGGUCUAAAAAUGCUGAAAAAUUUAGGUGUGCAGACGUGCUGACAGAUAAACAAGCAUCUAAAUGUGCCCAGAGGUAUCUAACUGUAGGGUCAUUUAUUUGAAAAUGAUACUGUGAAAAGUUAGUAAAACGUUCUAAAGAUUUGAACAGUGCCUUUUCAGCUGUAGAACUGUCUGAUCUCUGAAGGAAACAAAUCAGGCUAGGGCAUCUUGCCCAGAACCGCCCGUGUAUUUGUAUUGCAAGAUCCCAUUGAGACCUUGCCAGGAAUCAAAGUGUGUGAUGCACUUAACAGAAGAUGGACUGUGUCUUAAAGACCUAUCUGCAUAAGUAAAACAAACAAAUAAAAAAAAACAACGGAUGAACAAGGUCAGGAGAGCAAAGGAACAGAGUCAUCCAGAAUGUCUACACUUGUAACAUUUUCUUUGUUCAUUCUUCCAUUAUCUAUGAAGGAGUGGAGGGAAAAAAUAAAACAACAGACUGUAGUAUGAAAUAGCUUGAAAUCCUUCAUGCAGAGCAAUUCUACACAGGCUGCAGAAUUAGAUUUGGGUGAAAUGGGCCACAUCCCUUUGCAAAUUUUUUAGUACUAAGAAAUCAAAAAUUUCCCAGACCAUUAACCAAAAAUAGUGGAGCUGUAGGUCUGAAGACAGCAGAAGUGUUGGAUCAAGCAACAUGGAUCGAAAUGCUGAGUGUUGUGAAAGCUCUACCACCUCUUGCCUCAAAGUGGUAACACUGCAAUUCUUGCAGAACAGGCAGUGGCACAAUCAGCCACAACACGAAGAAAGAAGUUCAAAAGUCAAGACUGUAAGAAACCAAGUGGAAGCAAGUCUUUUUCCUAGUGAGGAUACAGCUAGAUAAAAAAUACUGGAGCUGAUCUAUUUGCUUAGCCCUUUUCCAAAUAAUUGGAGCUCCAUAGAAAUUAUAAUUUUCUCAGAAAUCUUAAGGAAUUGUGACCUUGUUAGUUGAAGAUAUUUAAAAGGGAGGAAAAUUCAGCAAGUUGUUUCUAUGAGUUCUCCUGGAAACUAUCCCAUAGAAGGGCUAGAAUUUGCCCUUCUGGACAGACCACAAAAUGCAAGACUUUAUGGAUGGAUGCCUCAAGCUCCACAAGACAUCAGCACCACUUGCACCAAGACCCCAUAUUGCCAAAUUAGAUCUAUUAGCUUCCUUCCGCUGCAAAGGAGAACUGUGCUGUUUCCAUGCAGGGGGAGGGUUUUAGUGAAAGGCAGUAUUUAGGUGAGGAAGGAGAGAGGUGGAAGAAAAUGUGUGUACCCUCAUCUCUGUAGCCACUGCCUGCCUACACUUUACUUCCUCAAAGCAAGGAAUCUCCUCCAGUAGUCAGCCACCACCCUACAUGAAGGGGAUAAAUGAUACAGCUCCCAUUUACCAGGUGCUUGUGUCUCAGGCCUGAAGGUCCUAUAAACACUGAAGGAAUUUCAGGAUUAAUCUGUUCUCUGUUGACUUGGUGCCAAACUGAGUGGGGAACACAACUAGUGGUUGUGGGGUGUAUAAUUCCUGCCUAAUGAGGAAGCAAACUUGUUCAUCUGGGCUUUAGCUUACAGAAGCUGUGGACACAGCCCAUGUGGGCAGUGGAGAAAUGGGUGUAUUUCUGUCUCUGUAAACAGGGGGCGGGGAUUAGGCAACGUCAUCCUCUGAUACACACAUGCCAGAUGGGUUAGUAUUUACCAUCCAGCACCUACAGGUGCAUACUACACUCGCAGUCUGGAGACUCUCAGGACUCUCUGAAUCAUGGUCAGACCAACUUCACAUAAGCAGUUGUGUUAGUUUGCACACCCUCUGUUUCAUAUCUAGAACGACAGAUGACAAAAGCUUAGAAACUGUUUGCUAAGUAGCACAGCGAGACAUGUCAUGCAUAAAAUCAGUGUCACCCGUAUGAGUGUGAACUGUUGCACACUGCUGCAGUAAGAUAUAGCUUUGUCAAUGUAGAUAUCAAUAACUUCGAGAACUGAGCUGAAACCCAGUAGAAUAUAAACUCACUUCCACUCCAGAGAAACUACCGCAAUAUAAUGUGCCAAAACAAAUAAAGUGCAGCAGAAAUACAAUAGACAAUAAUUGCUUUUGAGACUAGUUUUCAAGAUAGCUACAUUAUGAUGAGUUUUCAUGACAACACGUUGCUAGAAGUUGUGUCCCAUUCUGCUCUAAAUGAGAAGAGGAGCUGGCUGCUUACCAAGCUUGUGCCAAGUAUGAUGCUGAAAAGGAGAUCUGACCUGCCAGGCAGAUCCCGACUGCAUUUGUGUCACUACAUUGACCACUGAGGUUUCUGUGCUGCUGGUCUGCAGGCCAGAUUUCCCUUGAGUCCUUCAAAGCUAUACAGUUGAACACUCAGGAAAGAGGACCCCCUUUUAUUUAUUUCGUAAAUUAGGAAAAUAUAAUACAAAUAAUAGGCUAAUAAUAAGAAAAAAAUGGAAUUUUAAUGGUCUCUAGAUAGCAAAUUUAUGCCAUUCCCUUCUUUCUGAUCUGAUGAUGGGUUUUGUUUAAACCUCCAGGUGACCGUCCUAUAUGUUGUUUACUUAUUCCAGCUCCACAAGAGCACUACCUUCAAGGGAAUGAGAAAAAAAUGCAACCUCAAUGCAUGCCACAGACAUUUUACAUAGCAAGCAGGACAGCACACAUCAAAGGAUUUACUGUGAAAUCAUCUUGCAAUCAGCAUAGGAUUGACCUCCAUAGACCACCCUUGGCAGCAAGCAUGUACUUCAUGAGCAGUUACACACCAGUUUUUAAAACCAAGGAGAAAAAAAAAUUGUAUAUUGGGACUGUUUUUCAGCCUGUUUGCUACAUUUUUUGCAUUCUGUCCCAUGUUGGUUUUACAGAUCUUAGAAUAAACAAUGUAAAUGAACAACCAGGAUACUUUGACAACAGAAAAAGCCUAGGUAUAGAACAUCAUCUGUGUUCAAGCCACCAAAUACUACAACAGAAACCCUGUUUACAAAUCAGUUCUUUUUUAUUUUAAAUCUUUCUGAGGGGAGUUAUGUUAUUUACCAUAUAUAUAAUAUAUAUAUAAAGUAUAUAGAUUGUUUAUUUGUAAAUAGAAAAAUCCUAUGGAGAAGAAUGUCAAGUUUUCACACUUUAAAAAAAAUCAUCAACAUAAAGCCAUGUUUAAUGCUUGUAUAAUGUGACGCAAUAAACUUUAAAAUAAAUUAUGCAUAUGAAAUACUU
Calidris pugnax (ruff) is the source of this 7623-nucleotide messenger RNA. RefSeq names its product anoctamin 4 (gene ANO4). NCBI's taxonomy places the organism in Eukaryota, Metazoa, Chordata, Aves, Charadriiformes, Scolopacidae. Gene Ontology annotation, biological process: chloride transmembrane transport. Bases 867 to 3854 code for a protein of 995 amino acids. The transcript is spliced from 30 exons. The record is from RefSeq and is a predicted model, not a curated record. Gene Ontology annotation, cellular component: plasma membrane. Gene Ontology annotation, molecular function: protein dimerization activity; chloride channel activity.